Messenger RNA from Nicotiana attenuata, 1160 nucleotides. RefSeq lists its product as uncharacterized. Lineage: Eukaryota; Viridiplantae; Streptophyta; Magnoliopsida; Solanales; Solanaceae. The record is from RefSeq and is a predicted model, not a curated record. The transcript has 2 exons. Bases 156 to 875 code for a protein of 239 amino acids.
AAAUAAUGAAAUCAUCGCUGUAUGAUUUUUAAACUAAACCAUGGGCUGAGUCUACCUGCUCCAUCGAAUGCAUUAUAAAGCCAUUUUAUAAACCAUUUCAGCAAAUCCCAGUGGGGCAAUUCUUGAAACAGAGAACAACUGAAUAAUCAUAAAUCAUGAUCGGCAAAAGACCCACGCCGGUGAUCGGAAACCUCACCGGCUCAUCGGUUUCCGGCAGCCGGACGGGGACUAUGGAUGGUGCCAGCAGCCCAAGAAGUCCUCUAGAUUUCAAGAUUCAAUCACCAAGAGGUCUAAAAGGCUAUGAUUUUAGCGGGGUGGGAUUAGCUAUUGUAGCUGCUCUUGAUGGUAAAAUUCAGUCCAACAGAGCUGUUUACAACAGAAGUUCAAAUAAGUCCAUAUCAAUUCCAGUUAAUUCAGCCAAAAAUUCUGCUAGAUUUAGAGCAGAAUAUGAUGAAACAGAGUUGGACAAUUUUGAAGAAGAUUACACAGUAGUUACUUGCCGUGGACCAGAUAACAAGUCAUAUACUAAAGUAUAUUGCAAUGGAACUGAACAAGAAAACAGGAGGUUACAGGGUACAAAACUUAAUCGUUCAAGUGUUUUCGACAUAUCUCCAGUUAAAUUUGGAGAUUUUCCGAGAUACCCAGAUUCAGAUUUUCUCAGUUCAUGUCAUUUGUGCAAUAAAAAACUCCAUGGCAAAGACAUAUACAUGUACAGGGGAGAGAAAGCAUUCUGUAGCACAGAGUGUCGGUACAGUCAGAUAGUAAUGGAUGAGCACAAGGAGAAGUGUAGCUCAGAAAUUUCAAGAUCUGCUGAUAUUGCAAGCUCACCUUAUGCUAAUGACCAAAUAUUUUCUACUGGAAUUCUGGCCAUCUAGACUAAAUAAAUCAGUAGUCAUACAGGAUAUUAGUACAUGAACUACAUAUACAACUCGGAAAUACAUAUGAGAAACAGCUCCUCUUACAGGAAGUACCUCUCUUUAUUUUAUUUUUUUUAUUUUUAUAAUUUUGUUUAUUGUCCAAUUUUACUUGGAUGUAGAAGACAAGGAUCGAUGCUUCCAAGAAUUUCUUUUUGCAAGUGACUUCAAAAAAUUUUCGAGCUGUAUACCUAUGUAUGAAGAAGAUUGGUGUUCAAGCAUAAAAUGAAACAUAAUCAUUUCCUA